AUGCUGGUGAUGUCCGGAGUAAAUUCACGUCAGGCUGGCAUCACCUGUGCCGCCAGUACUUACUGUCGCCUUGAACGCGUCUCCAGUCCUCCAGCGGCCGUGUGCACAAGAUGGCCAGCCUUCCACCGAGGCCGCAACUCCCGUCGCGAGACGAGCGUCGACUCACCCCUGACCGAGAUCGACGUCCAGCACAACCUAUGGCACCGCGCUAUCGCGGGCCUCCGCCAGACAGGGACAGGGACAGAGACAGAGACAGAGAUAGGGCAUACAUACCUCCUCCUCCUUCAAGGUCACGGCAAGAAACAGACACUUAUAUUCCUCCGAGCUACGACAGCAGGCGAGACGGUGGACGUAGAGAAUAUGAUGACCGCGACAGGGACCGGGAUCGUCGAGACUACGACAGAGACAGGGACAGAAGAAACUGGGGAGGACGCGACCGAGAUUGGGGUCGUGAUAGGACACCUCCGAGAAGACGUGAGUCACCAGACAGAGACCGUCGUCAGUAUGAUCGAGACAGAGGGCCUCCCAGAAGAAUGUCGCCUAUGGGCAGAGGUCCACCCUAUCGUCGCUCCUCUAGAAGUCCUCCUCGUCGACGUUCUCGCACUCCCCCUCGAGGUCGAUAUCGGUCUCGAAGUCCCAUUCGUGUCCUCGCUCUCGCUCACCCUUCAAAAGACGACCUUCCAGAUCACGGAGCCCAAGAAACCGAGGACCUCCGCCGCAUACCGUUCGCCUCAACUUUUGGAGCGUGAUGGUUCCCAGCAUCCACCCGAGGAGGGUCAGAUCACUGCAGAAGAUAAACCUGUUACCCCAGCACCUGAGGAUAUCAAGAAAUCUCCGGAACGUCAAGCGAUGGAAGUAGAGAAGGCUUCUGAGGCGCAAAAGCCGGAAAUAUCCAAUACACAUUCUCCGAAGAGAGAACCUCUCUCCGCAACUUCGGAAAUUCACGCAAUGCCAGUAGACCCAUCACCAGCUCCUGAAACCCCACAGCAAGCGUUCCGCUCUCCUCUUCCUCCACCAUUGGAUCAGAAAAAGGAAGAGUCCGAAGCCAAAAUGGCUGUGGACCCUCCUUCCAUACCCAUACAACCGAGAUCCCACCCCAUUCCAUACAGACCACCAGCAAGGUCGCCUUCUCCACAACCCACUCGCAGUUCUACUACUACUGACUCUUCACGAGUGCUUCCCACUGGACCGCGACGAGGAGGUUGGGCACCCCGCUCUCCCGGAGGGCCUCGAAAUCAUCCCACACGAAGUGGCCCACCUCCACAUUCCUUUGCCCCCCGAGCUCCGCCCGCGCGACGAGGACACCACACCGAGGAACGAGGUUUCCCCCGUGACAGCACUUAUCGAGAUUCUCGUGACCCGAUUCGUGACCACACUCGCGACCACACCUCUUACAAGAAAGGCGGCAUCAAGAUUCCAGAAUUCAACCCAUCGAAACAGUGGGCCGACCUCGAGAAGGAUCUUGCCAGACAACAAACACAUAGGACGAACGCUGCGAGCGACCACCUUCAGCAAAUGAAAGGGCUGCAUCGGGCUUUGCAUGAGCUCGAUCUGUCGUCGAUUGAUUUGCACGCGGCGGAGAGCCGCCGUCGUAUUGCCGAGAGUCAGAUGGAGAAGGCUAAAACGGGAUCCUUAGGGAUAGAUGCAGCGGAAUUGGUAGAUCCCCAGUCUGUAUAA
Molecule: messenger RNA, 1677 nt
Organism: Cyclocybe aegerita
Lineage: Eukaryota; Fungi; Basidiomycota; Agaricomycetes; Agaricales; Hemipholiotaceae
Source: the annotation of a GenBank genome assembly